Molecule: messenger RNA, 1848 nt
Organism: Alternaria postmessia
Lineage: Eukaryota; Fungi; Ascomycota; Dothideomycetes; Pleosporales; Pleosporaceae
Exons: 3
Coding region: 1-1848 (615 amino acids)
Biological process (GO): protein folding in endoplasmic reticulum
Cellular component (GO): endoplasmic reticulum membrane; endoplasmic reticulum
Molecular function (GO): protein-disulfide reductase activity; FAD binding; thiol oxidase activity
Source: RefSeq, a predicted model, not a curated record
AUGCGCUCAGCCGCGCACGUGUUCUAUCUAGCAGUCUUCUCGCUGCUAGGUAGCUCACACGCUGCAAGCCAUGCUACCAAAUCGAGUAGUCCUCCGCCAAACGUCUGCGAUAUAUCGCCUGGAGCGAUAGUAUCCGACGCGUGCGCAAGCUACAACACCCUCGAACAGCUCAACGAAGCCAUCCACCCUUACCUCGAAUCCAUCACGCAGAAUACCGACUUCUUUUCGCAUUACCGAUUAAGCCUGUACAGCAAGAAAUGUCCUUUCUGGGACGACGAGAACGGCAUGUGCGGGAACGUGGCGUGUGCGGUGAACACACUGGACAAUGAAGAGGACAUACCACUGGUCUGGCGCGCGAAGGAACUAGGCAAGCUCGAGGGGCCCACAGCACAGCAUCCUGGCAAGAAGCAACAAAGGGAAGAGAGGAAACGACCGCUCCACGGCAGUCUGGGUGACAAUGUUGACGAGAGCUGUGUGGUGGAAUACGAUGACGAAUGCGACGAGCGCGACUACUGCGUACCGGAGGAUGAGUCGGCGUCGGCAAAGGGAGACUACGUGUCGCUUGUCGACAACCCAGAACGCUUCACCGGAUACGCUGGCGUUGGGGCUCAGCAGGUCUGGGAGGCUAUAUACCGGGAGAACUGCUUCAGCAAGCCCCCAAAGAAUGCGCCCGCGACUGGUAGUUCUUCAACGUCUGGAGGAUCACCUUUUGGCGGUUUCGGAAACCAGCAACAACUACAUGCUGCGAAUCAGCUCAAGAACGUCAUGCAGGAGCAGGGCAAGAAGCAGAAGGUUCAGUCUGCCAUUGCUCACGGCUCUCCUGUAGACAGCCUCGAUCCUGUCGAAUUUGACGACACCUGUCUGGAGAAGCGCGUCUUCCAUCGUGUCAUCUCCGGCAUGCACGCCUCUAUUUCCACGCAUCUCUGCUACGACUACCUCAACCAGACAACAGGAGAGUGGGGACCUAACCUAGCCUGCUACGAGGAACGCCUACAUAACCACCCCGAGCGCAUCAGCAAUGUCUACUUCAACUACGCCCUCGUCAUGCGAGCUGUUGGCAAAAUCACGCGACACAUCUCUGAUUACUCCUUCUGCUCCGAAGACCCCGAACAAGACCACAGCACUAGAAACUCCCUCCUGCGCCUCACGUCUGCUCUUCCCUCCGGUCCCGAGAUCUUCGAUGAAACCGUCAUGUUCAAGGACCCGGACACAAUGGUGUUGAAGGAAGAUUUCCGGAACCGCUUCAGGAAUGUCAGUCGCAUCAUGGAUUGCGUAGGAUGCGACAAGUGUCGACUCUGGGGUAAGUUGCAAACAAAUGGCUACGGAACUGCACUCAAGGUGCUCUUCGAAUUCGACGAGAACGACUCCUCAAGAGACCCGCCGCUCCGCCGUACUGAACUUGUCGCGCUCAUCAACACCUUGAACCGUCUCUCCCACUCACUGUCCGCGAUCAAGGACUUCCGUCGCAUGCUCGAUGAGCGAGAGGGCUUGCCAAAAGAUGUCGCCUCUACACUCCCAGAGACUGACAAGGGAGUGUUGAAGACAAUACUAGCGCUCGGGGACUCUGACGUCGAAGGGCCGAUCGAUGUCCUGACUGGCGGGGAAGACGUGCCAAAUUUCAAGAGGGACUGGGACGCGAGAGAAAUGACAAUGUGGGAGGAGGUCAAAGCCGAGUACAAUUUGGUCAAGAGGACGUUCUUUUACGUUCUGUACCAGUGGUCGCAGCUUCCUGGGCGAUUUACCAAGAUCUUCAUCCUCGAAAUGAGGAGAGUGUACAACUGGUGGAUGGGUUUCGUGCCCGGGCCGAGAAGUUGGGAGAUCCGUAUCCCAAGGCGAGAUGAGCUAUAA